UGAGAUCUCUUUGCCUUCUUCCCUUGUAGCUUAGAUCACUCUUCCUUGCCUGGAGCUGAGAUCGUUCUGUGGCUGCAAGUCCUAGGUUAGAGUCUUUCCUGUGAAAGGCCAGGGCCUUUGUAAUCCCUGUGGGUCAGCCUCCUGCCUAGGAAGAGAAGGCAAAGACCUCUCCCCCUCCAGGACCCUUCUCCCUCCCCAGCUCAGUCUGCAGAGGACCAAGGACUGGCCCGAAGCAGGGAACCUGGAGCCAGAGGGAAUGGCCCCUGGGAGCCACAGCCCCUCACCCCAGGAGUCGGUGACAUUCAAGGAUGUAGCUGUGGACUUCACCCAGGAGGAGUGGGGCCUCUUGAACCAUCCUCAGAAGGAGUUGUACAAGGAGGUCAUGCUGGAGAAUGCCCAGAACCUACUCUCCCUGGGGCUUCCAGUUCCCAGAGAAGAUGUGAUCUCUUAUUUUGAGCAAAGGGAAGCACCGUGGAUGCCAGAGCAAGAAGGCCUGAAGAACUGCUGUCCAGAUGGUUUGAGAAGAAGCAUGAACCUUACUCAUAACUGAUUUAAACAGAAAACUGAAAAGGCUUACACAUGUAUGAAG
This is a messenger RNA of Vombatus ursinus (common wombat), 589 nucleotides long. Its product is annotated as zinc finger protein 74-like. NCBI's taxonomy places the organism in Eukaryota, Metazoa, Chordata, Mammalia, Diprotodontia, Vombatidae. The record is from RefSeq and is a predicted model, not a curated record. The coding region runs from base 257 to 550 and encodes 97 amino acids. Gene Ontology annotation, biological process: regulation of DNA-templated transcription. The transcript has 5 exons.